AUGGCAGAAUAUAAAGGUGCGUCAUCAGAGGGGCAACGACAGGCUAUGCUGGAAAAGCAAAGAGCAAAAAUGUUAAGCGAUUUUGAGAAACAACGGGAGAAGAUCGCUAAAGAUAAUCAAGUCAACAUAACCAACAGCAAAUUUGUGACACAGUAUGAUGAUGUCGAAGAUUCAUUAAAAAAAGAAACGAUUGGGUUGGUUAAGCUUGAGGAUUUUCAAAAGAUCAGAAAAGAAUUACAGGUACAAAAAGAAAGAGAGGCAGCAAGGACCGCCGAGUUAAAAGAAGAUAAGAUUAAAAAGAAGCGUAAAAAGAAGGAAGAAAAGGUUAAAUUAUCCUUUUACUCAGAAGACGGAGAUCCUGAAAACGAUGAUAAUGCUAAUAAAAGUGAAGUUAUCUUAGAAGAACCGGAUCUUACAUUAUCAUCAAAGAAAAAACCUAAAUUAGGUAAAAAUCCUAACGUAGACACGUCGUUCUUGCCUGAUCGUGAUAGAGAAGAAGAAGAACGUAAGGAAAGGGAACAGUUACGGCUGGAAUGGUUACGGAAACAGGAAGAUAUCAAAAAUGAGAAAAUUAGCGUCACAUAUUCUUAUUGGGACGGUACUGGACAUCGAAAAACUGUAUCUUGUAAGAAAGGUGAUUCUAUCGCAAGUUUUUUAGAAAAAUGCCGACAGCAAUUUCAUGAAUUGCGUGGAGUUAGUGUUGAUAACCUGAUUUAUGUUAAGGAAGAUUUAAUUAUUCCCCAUCAUUACACAUUCUAUGAUUUCAUUAUCAAUAAAGCAAGAGGAAAAUCAGGACCCUUGUUUAAUUUUGAUGUGCAUGAUGACGUUCGUUUAACACAUGAUGCUACAGUCGAAAAAGAUGAAUCACAUGCCGGUAAAGUUGUUGAACGAAAUUGGUAUGAAAAAAAUAAACAUAUCUUUCCAGCAAGUCGAUGGGAAGUCUAUGAUCCAGAGAAAAAUGCGACAAAAUUUCAACGUGUCAAACCACAUGUAAAUAUCGGUACAAUUGGUCACGUUGAUCAUGGGAAAACGACAUUAACUGCCGCAAUCACGAAAUGUUUGGCAUCAAAAGGAAAAGCAAAAUUUAAGGAUUAUGGGGAAAUUGAUAAAGCUCCGGAAGAAAAGGCGCGAGGUAUCACUAUCGCCACGGCUCACGUAGAGUAUGAAACAGAUUCGAGACAUUACGCUCAUAUCGAUUGUCCUGGACACGCUGAUUAUAUUAAAAAUAUGAUCACUGGCGCUGCACAGAUGGACGGUGCUAUUAUCGUGGUGUCAGCUACAGAUGGUCAAAUGCCCCAAACGCGUGAACAUUUGCUUCUUGCUAGACAAGUUGGUGUAUCGAAUCUCGUAGUAUUUGUCAACAAAAUUGAUGCGGUCGAUGAUAAAGAAAUGUUGGAAUUAGUCGAAAUGGAAAUGAGAGAUUUAUUGACGCAAUAUGGAUUUAAUGGAGAAGAAACACCUAUAAUCAUGGGAUCAGCACUCGCAGCUCUCGAAAGUCGUGAUCCAGAAAUUGGUGAAAAAGCUAUUGAAAAAUUAAUGAGCGCUGUCGAUAAACACAUUCCUACGCCUGUGAGAGAUUUGGAUAAACCAUUCUUGAUGUCUAUUGAAGACGUUUUUUCUAUUUCCGGUCGGGGCACGGUUGCUACUGGUAGAGUAGAAAGGGGUACCAUUUCAAAAGGUUCUGAAAUUGAAAUAGUUGGUAUGGGACAACCGGUAAAAACAACACUGACUGGUAUAGAGAUGUUCCAUAAAGAACUUGAUAAAGGGAUGGCGGGUGAUAACAUGGGAGCUUUAUUACGCGGUAUCAAACGGGAACAAAUUCGACGAGGACAAGUGAUUGCUGCGCCUGGAACAGUUAAAUCUCACAGGAAAUUCUCAGCACAAGUUUACAUUCUUACAAAAGAAGAAGGAGGAAGACAUACACCAUUCAUGCAAAAUUAUAGACCACAAAUGUAUUUUCGGACAUCUGAUGUAACUGUUACAUUGACGUAUCCACCUGGUACUGAAAAUCCAGAAGAAAAAUUUAUUAUGCCAGGAGAUAACGUCCAACUUGAAUGCGAGCUUGUACAUGAUAUGGCAGUCGAACCUGGUAUGAGAUUUACCAUCCGAGAAGGUGGUAAAACAGUUGGAACUGGUGUUAUUGUUGAUAUUCAUAAAUAA
Molecule: messenger RNA, 2160 nt
Organism: Dentiscutata erythropus
Lineage: Eukaryota; Fungi; Glomeromycota; Glomeromycetes; Diversisporales; Gigasporaceae
Source: the annotation of a GenBank genome assembly